AUUUGAAGCAUGUCGCCUUAGACUUUCGCUUACAUUUCUGAAACUCCGUUUGUGGUAUUGUUGAAUUUUCAGACCUCUUUCCCUUGUUUAGAAAAGAUGCCUGGAAGUGUUUGAACGUGCGGCUCAGGUUAAUGCUUUGGAUGCUGCGCAAUAUAUCCUUUGGGCAUCAAUCUGUUCAGACAAUUGCAGCGCUAAUGCCGUUCUCAAACAAGCGAUCGACAAAUACCCACAUUCAUGUGAGAUUUGGACUCGUUACUUGAGCGGUUUGAUCUCGUCGGAUUGUCCUGAAGACGAUUCUGGUAUUUUGUACGAAUGCCCCGUUUCAACGUUUGUCAGGUGUUUCUAUCUGGAAUGGAUUUUUAUAACGCGCGGAAUGCAAAAAUUGCGCCAAGUAUAUCAAAGGUUGGCAUCUAUGAAACCAAAUGCCCUGGAAUUUUACAUGAAAUAUCUUGAUCUUUUGGAGUCACAGUUCUCUGAAACCGGAAGUGAUAUUCGAAAGUGCUACGAAGAUCUGUUAAGUGAACAUGGUGCCAACAACGUAGAUGUUUGGGUUAAGUGUAUCAGGUUCGAAAGCGAGCACGCUGAAGGUGAUUUGUCCCGCGUACCACUCAUUCACAAACGGGCGCUGAAGUAUUUGAACCCUCAUCUGGUUCAAGACUUUGUCCAAAAGAUUACCCUCUACGGGGUCGGAAAGUUGGACGUUGUUAAAUAA
Molecule: messenger RNA, 712 nt
Organism: Soboliphyme baturini
Lineage: Eukaryota; Metazoa; Nematoda; Enoplea; Dioctophymatida; Soboliphymatidae
Source: the annotation of a GenBank genome assembly